This is a messenger RNA of Cercospora beticola, 1105 nucleotides long. RefSeq names its product alpha-soluble NSF attachment protein SEC17 (gene SEC17). Gene Ontology annotation, biological process: intracellular protein transport; SNARE complex disassembly. Gene Ontology annotation, molecular function: soluble NSF attachment protein activity; syntaxin binding. Gene Ontology annotation, cellular component: vacuolar membrane; SNARE complex. The record is from RefSeq and is a predicted model, not a curated record. Lineage: Eukaryota; Fungi; Ascomycota; Dothideomycetes; Mycosphaerellales; Mycosphaerellaceae.
CACGAGACAGACCAGCUGGCCAGGACGGUACCGAUCUUUCACCCCAUAUCGCUGUGAUUUCAGCUUCCGCCGUGUCCUCUCGUUACUGAAACUCGACCACUGCACCCUCACUAUGGCACAAGACCCACGAGCGCUGCUGCAAAAGGCAGAGAAACAAGCGCAAGCUGCCUCCGGAGGCUUCUCCUUCUUCGGCGGCAAGACACAGAAAUUGGAAGAGGCCGCCGAGUUGUACACACAGGCCGCGAACGCAUUCAGACUACAGAAGGAUGGCAAAGCAGCGGGGCAAGCGUUCGAGCGCGCGGCGCAAAUACAACAACAGAAACUCAACGAGCCAGAUGAUGCCGCCAACACCUUGACCGAGGCAUACAAGGCUUACAAGAAAGACGAGCCAGAGGAUGCGGCGCGGGUACUUGAACAAGCAAUUCAGCACUACACAACGAAGGGCAACUUCCGAAGAGCAGCCACGCAUAAGCAGAACUUGGCGGAGCUGUACGAGAUCGACCUGGGAGACGACAAGCGGGCGCAGGAAGCAUACGAGACUGCAGCAGGCUGGUUUGAGACAGACGGUGCUGAGCAACUCGCCAACAAGCUGUACCUCAAGCUCGCAGACCUCGCAGCCCUCAAUGGCGACUAUCUCACAGCGAUUUCCAACUACGAGCGCAUCUCCAAAUCCGCCAUCAACAACAAUCUCAUGAAGUGGUCUGUCAAGGAGUACUUCCUCAAAGCCGGAAUCUGCCACCUCGCCAACAACGACAAUGUCGCUACGAAACGUGCCAUCGAAUCCUACCGCGUUCUCGACCCGGCCUUUGAGCAAACACGAGAACACCAACUACUCGCAGAUUUGGCCGAAGCUGUGGAGGAAGGCGACCAGGAGAAGUUCGCGGACAAGCUGUUCCAGUAUGACCAAAUGUCAAAGCUGGACAAGUGGAAGACGACGCUGCUGUUGAAGGUCAAGGACAAUAUUCAAAGCCAGGAGGAAGACUUUGCAUAGUCGAAUGCUGGGGCGCGGGCGCGGGCGUUGGUGUUGGGCCAAUAUGCCGGGCGGAGUAGUACCGUUAGAGCAAGAAACCAGAUACCCUUUCACGACAUAUUUGCGGCUGCAGUC